AUGUGCACCAUGGUUGUUUGUAAGGAUUUCAACGGCCGUCAAGGCAGGUACGGCUCGAUCUGCGCAGGGGCUGCCGACUUCAUCUUUCGGAUAUGCGGCUUGACUAGCCACGACUGCUUCCUCGACAUUGGUAGCGGCCUCGGGCAGAUCGUCACGCAGGCGGCUGCGUGGGCGGGCUGCAGGUCGCUGGGGGUGGAGGUGGUCAGGGAUCGUCACCAAGCCGCAGUCCGCCUCUACAACAUGGUCAAGCGUGAGACAGCUGGCACAGCGCUGGACGUCAGUGCGCUCGCACAAGUCAGGCUGAUAGAGGGGGAUUUCGUGGACAAGUGGGAUGAGAUCAAGGACUGCACGGUCAUCUACUUCAACAACGAGCGGGGCUGGUUCAAGGCCCCGGAUGGGGAUCCCACCAAGGCCAAGUACAGCUACGAGUGCCAGCUUGUGUCGCUGCUUCAGCAGCUAGGGAGGUCCGUGACCAUGGUGACUAUGGAGAAGAUGGACCCGUCUCCGCAGGGCUGGACCCACACCGAGCACAUCUUCGGCAAGCCCAACGGCGAGAAGCGCGUGGCCACAUUCGCCGCGGGCUCGCUCAACUUCCACUUGUACAAGAGAAUGAGACAGCUUGACUAUUCCAUUCGUGCCACGCGACUUCACCGGGCGACCGGCCUGAGCAAGGGGCGAGAGGUGCGAAAAUCCGUCCCCGCCCUCGUCUUCGAUUCGCUCGCAGCCCGUCUUUCCACCCCAUCUUGGGCCUUCAGUGACUCGACCUCUCCGCCUACGAGCACAAUCAAAGGAUCGAUCGCCUCUGAGAACAAGAAUCAUAUCCCAACCUGCGCCCGCCGCUGA
This is a messenger RNA of Ectocarpus siliculosus, 843 nucleotides long. The record is from the annotation of a GenBank genome assembly. Lineage: Eukaryota; Phaeophyceae; Ectocarpales; Ectocarpaceae.